AUGGGGGACGGGGAAGACUGCGAGAUGAGGGGGGUCGGCAUGCAUGGCAGCGCGACUGGUACCGCGGAACCAGAAAAACCAGGCGGAGCCGCGCAGGCGGUGGGGGGGAUGCGGGAGCGGGGGGCCGUGCGGGAGGCGCGAGAUGCGCGAGAUGCGCGGGAUGCGCGGGAGGUGCCGUUGGAGGCGCAAGUGGAAGAGUGUCCAGCCACGGACGAGUUGCGCGCGUCGUUCCGCUCCGCCAUAAAUCGAAUACUCUUGCAGUCGCACGGCAUCUACAACGUGGCGCUGCGGUCGUCGCCGUCGCAGUCGCACGCGGAAUCGCAGCGGGGGGAGGAGAUGGGCGCGCUGCUGCACCAGGUGCGCGCGCCUUGGGGGGAAAGAGGGGGAGGGGGAGAAGGGGAGAAGGGGGGAAAGAGGGGGAGGGGGAGAAGGGGAGAAGGGGGGAAGGGGAGGGGAGGAAAGAGGGAGGGGGAAGGGGGGGGAAUAGAGAGGGAGAAAGGGAACAGCUGGUAUUGUUCUCACCUCUUGACCAUUGCCGUUCCUCCUCCAUACUUCACGUCAUGUGUGCGGUCCUCCCUUCCUCUCCCUCUCCUGUUCCGCCUCUCUUAUUUCUCGCCUCUCGCCACAUGCACGUGGAAACUCACGAGUCGGCCGCUCAAAUCCCACGCAUCUCCCGAGCCUGCUAUCCCCUCCCCCCUUUCCAUGUCGCCCUCUCACCCACCUUCCCCCCUUCCUCACUCACCCGCCCCCACUUCCCUUCUCCCUUGCCAAUCCCGCCGUCCAUGCAGGGGGGCAGCGGGGGUGCCGGGGGGUGGUGGGACUGCGAGGGAGGUGGCGGCCGUGCGCGUGGAGAGCAGCAGGCAGCAGGUGCAAGCGCUGAAGCAGGCCAUUCAUCUGGUGAGCGCGCGCUCGCACCUCUCAUGA
Messenger RNA from Closterium sp. NIES-65, 924 nucleotides. Lineage: Eukaryota; Viridiplantae; Streptophyta; Zygnematophyceae; Desmidiales; Closteriaceae. The record is from the annotation of a GenBank genome assembly.